UAAACUUUAGCCAUCAUAUGUAUAACUGUGACAAUCGCAGGGUAUUUUCUGUAAGGUGUAAUAAAGAUAAGGAUGCCAUUGUUUCUCUCGAUGGAUGAAUUGUUGCAACUUUUCCCACACACAACAGAUUUCAGUUACUUUUAUCAUUUGUUUUUAUUCUGUGUUCAACAUCACUUUUGCUGUUCAAUGAUGGACUUUCACAGUGAAUUUUCUCAACAUAUUCACCCAGUGAUCUACAAUGAUGGUCUAUUUUCAGACGAGGAAUUCAUAGGCGUGGAUACAUCGACACUAUUACCAGUUCUUUCACCAACCAUUGUUGAAUCCGUUUUUGACUCUGACAAAGACCAAACACCUAUAAAUAAACAGAAAAAUGGAAAUGAAAGUAUUUCUCUCAAGAAAGAAAGAAUGCUCGAAAAUGGACAAAUCAAGAUAUUUACUCAAGCGAUUGACUCUUAUUACAACUCAACUUCGGACUCAGUAUCACCAUCUCUAUCAUCUACAACAUCUCCUUCAACUGGUUAUAUCAACUCAAAUGCAGUCAAUGAUAUUGAAAUGUCACCGACUAGUGAAUAUUUCAAAUCAUCGAGAAUCACAAAUCAAGUUGCCAGGAUCUCCGAGAACAGUGUCUCAGCGGAUAAUUGCCAAGUGAAAAAGACUUGGAACUCUAAUGUAGGGAAAAAGAUAUUGGCUGUUCAUUUUUCACCUAUGAACAUAAAAUCGGAAUUCUUGUCCACACAAACCAUGUUGGAUGGAUUUGAAGCAUUUGCUUUACAAGAGGCAGCUAAUGCUAUUCAAGGGAUUAUAAUUCACGAACACUCCGAGGAAAUUUUGAAAGCACACCAAGCUGAUCUAUGCGCUGAUCCACGUCCUGUCGAUCUUGUGCGUGCUUGUGAAAAGUCUCGUGCAUUUAGGAAAUUACAUUUGGAGGAUAAAAUUGAAUUAUUGAAAAAUGCCUUCUUGGAUCUCAAUGUAAUGAAAAAUGUGAUAACUUUUAAUCCAAAACUCGACGGUUGGCUUUUUUGCGGUAAUAUUUACACACGGCAAAGACUCUUUUUGAAAAAUCCAGAUCUGCGUAAAAAAGCUUUCAAUAUUAUGGAUACUUUCCCAGUUCGAUUUAAAACUGAUAUUAAUGUCUGUGCGUUACUUUUUUUAAUCAUCAUUUUUAACGCUGAUUUACCCGAUUUGAUGUACCGAAAUACAAUCAAAUCAGAACAAUACGUUUAUAUUUAUUUAUUGAGACGAUAUUUGGUUUCAUGUAUCGAGCCAACUUGUGAAGCUUUGGACUAUUUUUAUCAGCUGAUGGAUAUGAUUGAAGAAAUUCAAGAACUGAAGGUAGCUACUGAAACCGACUUUGAUUCCGCUCGAGCCAACGGUUCUUAUUUGCUACAGAAUCGCGUCGUUAGAUAUAUUGAGCUUGGAAGCGUUCAACAAUAAUUGGAGCUCGUUGAUUCCAAAGCUAUGAAUCCAAGGAUUACUAUCAUGAUUUAAGUGGUUUUGUGGUCUAAGGUCCAUGAUUUGUGAAAUAGACUAAAAAUCAAUGGAGAGCUAUCAAGCAAAGUGCAAUUGGCAAGGAUCACUCUCUGUGUUAUAACCCAUAAACAAAAAAAACGCCUGCCAAUGACAGUUCAUCUGAAUAAACACUGGGAAAUGCACCUGUUUUAAGAUUCACAAGUUCAAAUAAGAAAAUUUCUUGGUCUAUCGUAUGAUUUUCGAUGGUUUGCCCUGGUAUCUUUCAAGCAACAUUAUGAUGUACAAAUUCGAGGAUUUUGAUUUUAAAUGAUUGUAAACCAAAAUUGUUAAUUUGGCAUAAUCAAUGAAACAAAUCAUGAAACUCACAAUCAAGACAAAGUGCCAUUAUUAAAGACACAUUCUCAUGUUACGUGGAUUUUUUGAUAUUAAUUGGUAUUCUCAGUUGAAUUGAUUUUUCUGGCCAUGAAUGUUUCAUUGGAUACACUGACAUAAAACGCUAAACAUUAAAAUACAUUAUUUAAUUCUUAA
Tetranychus urticae (two-spotted spider mite) is the source of this 1998-nucleotide messenger RNA. RefSeq lists its product as uncharacterized. The record is from RefSeq and is a predicted model, not a curated record. Gene Ontology annotation, molecular function: nuclear receptor activity; RNA polymerase II cis-regulatory region sequence-specific DNA binding. Gene Ontology annotation, biological process: positive regulation of transcription by RNA polymerase II; cell differentiation; negative regulation of transcription by RNA polymerase II. Lineage: Eukaryota; Metazoa; Arthropoda; Arachnida; Trombidiformes; Tetranychidae.